Molecule: messenger RNA, 2409 nt
Organism: Cryptosporidium muris RN66
Lineage: Eukaryota; Apicomplexa; Conoidasida; Eucoccidiorida; Cryptosporidiidae
Exons: 1
Coding region: 1-2409 (802 amino acids)
Source: RefSeq, a predicted model, not a curated record
AUGGAAAAACUUUUUAAUGAGUUGAUUCAAGGCUUGAGGAAAUUUCAGGAUGAAAGUAAUAAGAAUAUUCAUUUAUAUGAAGAAGAGAAUUUUAUAUUUUGGAAGACUACAAAUAUAAAUUAUCAUACAUUACUAAGCUCACUGCCAGAUGGAUAUUUGCUUAUUACUAAAAAUCCAACUUCUAAGCUACUUGAAAUAAAUGAACUUAACCCCAAUAUUUAUAGUGGAUAUAUAUCAACUGAAGAUUAUAUAAACAAAUGUAAACGAGUACUUUCUGAUGAUUGUAAAAAUUUAAAUAGGUUAUGUCUUUGCGAGGUAAUGAGGAAUUCAAUAUCCAAAUAUUAUAGUAAGGUAUUAGAUACAAAUAUAAUAUAUGAUAUUUCCAAGUUUAAGACUUUAGAAUCUUAUGAUAAUAAUUCAACAUAUAAUAGAGAUUUUGAUUACUUAAUAAUUGAACCAUACUUACUUCCAAUAAAAAUAAGCUAUGUGAGAAAUAUAGUAUCAUAUAUAUCUUUCAAAAAUUAUGAAUUACCAUUACCCUUGGUAUUUUAUGUAGAAGAUGAUAGAAUUCCCCCAGAAGCUACCAAAGGUAAAAAAACUAUUUAUACAAUACUGAAGCCCAAUACUAAUAGCUACAUCAAGUACAGCAUAUACUCAAUAUAUGAAUACUAUGGAAUACUUACUUCACUACUAAGAAAAGAUGAAAUAAUAAUGAAUAAUAAAGUUGAUGAUAAUACAUGUAACUUAGAAAAUCGAAAAAUAAGUAUUAAUAAGGAACCCUUAAAUAACAUCACAAUAAGUGAAUUUAUAACUAAUUUAGAUUGUAACCUAAACAACAAAGAAAUGCCGAAUAUAUGUAUUGCAUGUUCAAGAUAUGAUAUUUACAACAAUUCAGCAAUAUACAAAAGAUAUGAAGAUAACUUCAAUGUUUUUUAUGACAAGUUUAGCAUUGACAAAGUAAUUAGAACUAUCCCAGGACCAUUUAUAUCUUUAUUUGUUAGAUGGUCGAUAAAUCUUAAAGAUCAAUUAUAUCCAUGUAUUCCAAAACCGACUAUUAACAACAUAUAUGAUGGACUUUUUAUAGCAAGGGUAGGCUCAGCUAAACAUUCUCUUCUACCCAAAUUAUUUAAGGAUAUUGAAAUAUUGGAGAAAUUUAUUGAAAUCACCUCAUUGUACAGUGAAUCCAAAGAAUAUAGCAAAGUUAAUAGUAUGAGUUUGCAUUCGAUAGAGUCUAAAUACUCAAGUAAUGAAAAUAUAAAGCUAAAUGAAUCUGAAGAACCUACUUUUUUUUUAAGAGGGGAAUCUGUAAAUUAUGUAUCAUCUUUUAUUAAACAGCUACUAUGUAUUUGGAGUCACUCUAUAUUGCAUGGUAAGCACAAACUUUCUGAAGUAAAGCAAAUAGAAACAGAACAAUCAAAUUUUAAUUCUAAUAGAAAAUCACUUCUUCCCUUUUCAAUAGAUAGAAUUGACAUGGAUUUUACUGAUCAUCUAUGGCAUUAUUUGAAAAGAUCUUAUUGUAUAAAGGAUAUAUAUGAUACAAUCAACUUAAUUAUUGAAGAACUUGAGGAAUCAUCCUUUUCUUCAAAAAUAACUUCAAGACUAUUACCAUUUGUUCGUGAUGACAAUGAAACAAUAAUUGGUCAAAUGAGUAGAUUGGCUAUACAAAUAUCUAAGCUUCAGCGUUUUGAUAAAAAUGAAAAUGAUGACAAAAUAAAAGUGUUGAAAAGCAAAUGGAAAAAUUACAAACAUAACUGGUGCUUAAAUAUUUCAAUGAUACCAUUUAUUAUUAUACAAAUAGGUAUUGAAUGUAUAAUUAACGAUAUGAAGCUUGUAAUUAAAAAGGCAGAUCCUUCAAUAGAUGAAACACAAUUAGAGUGGUAUCUAGACUAUAUAAGUACAAAUAUUCUAAACACAGAUAGCAAAAUAAAUAACGAAGUAGCUAUAUAUGAGCAUAUGAAUAAGAACAUUACAUCACGUAUUAAACGACUACUUUGCACUUGCGAACUAGCAUCCCUAUGUCUACAAAUAAAGAUACCGUGGGAUAUUCUUCAUAAGAUUAUGCAUACAAGUCUUGAAUAUUAUAAAUAUUGCAGUGAAAUAUCUUCACCUCUGUUUGCUUUGCCUAUAUAUAACAAAAAUAUAAUUAAACAAUACAUAUCGUCAAGGAGUCCAAACGAUAUUGAUAUAUCUGUGAAUGACUAUUUUAAUAUAAAUUUCCAAAAAAUUAAUCCAAUAGACAUACCUGUAAUUGGGAAUCAUCAUAAAGAAGAAUCACUACAAUGGUUUAAUACAUAUCCUGUUAAUUUAUGGAAUGUCUACUCUGAAAUUGAGUUAGCUAGCUCACAGAAUCAAACUAGUAACAAAAUACUUACUCAUUAUUCAGUACAAAUAAAACAGAAAAUAAUGUAG